UUUAAUUGGUUUAUUGUUUGCCCCAGCAGUUUUAACGAGCAGAAACCACUCAAUAUAAUCAUUUUAAUCGAACCGAUUUGAGCAUAGCACUGCACUGCCCCUCAACGGCAAGACCAUGAAGAUCAUCCUACUGCUAUGUGUGUUGGUAACCCUCUCUGGAGCCAUCACAAGGAAACAAAGGAAACAACUGAAGGGACUCCGGGACCUCCUAACAAACCUCCCAAAUAAUGUGUUCGCUACUUGUAACAUAGCCUUCUUCUCCACCGUAGUGGACUACAAAACUGCCCAGGAGAACUGCAGGAACUUUGACAUCGGAGCAGGAGCAGUGAAGGGGAACCUUGUGACAAUUAACACAGAUGAGAAAAACGAAGAUCUUAAGAUGCUGCUAGAAAUGACAUAUCCAGAGGAUCAACAACCAGAAAGUGAAUGGACGAAAACUAAAUGGGUGUGGUCUGGGUUGAGGAAGGUGAAUAAUGUGGUUGGAUCACCCUACCAGGCAGUGGUCUACCUCAACGACGACUGGCAGUGGGCUAAUGGAUCAACACCCGGAAACUUUGCUAAAUGGGCACCAAAACAGCCAGAUCAGAAUGCACUGAAGUACCGCAAGAACGGUUGCGAUGAAAAGCCCAAAUGCUACCAGAACCAGAUGAGAAUCAACCACGAUGGAGAGUGGGACGACACCUAUAAGUUCAUGGAGCACCCCUACGCGUGUGACUACCAAGGAAAAUACAUCAUUUCCUCGAACAAGGUUAGUUGGGAGGAUGCCAAGCUGGCCUGUGACAAUGCUGGUCUGCAUUUAGCUAAGAUAAGGUCAGGUGGGGAGCUGAACGAGAUGAUGACAGCAAUGGACUAUUUCCUGGGUAAAAGAGAGGAAACUUUGAAAAGGUGGGACCCUGACAACUGGAUGUGGUUGGGAGGAAACGACAUCAAUGAGGAGAAGCAGUGGGUCUGGGAGGCCGAUGGUAAGAAGAUAGAGUGGGACAUCCCCUGGCAGAAGAAAGCUGGAAAUGACAAUUCCGAAAGGAAAAUGAAGGAGGGGCAGGAUGUAAUGGCUUUAUCAAGAUGGGGAAAAGUUGAUGAUUCCUACCGUCUUGGGGUAUAUCGACCAUUCGCUUGUCAAUGUCCGGACACUUAGAGGAAGCGCAAAAUCUAGAGAAGAAGUUUAAAAUUAUAAUGAUAUUUUUAUAAACAUGUUUUUUUUGCAAAAACAUUAUUAAUUUUUAGAGCAUUUCAGCAAGUUGUGUUAUUUCUUAGACUGCAGACCAAAAAGUAAAAAC
Messenger RNA from Bolinopsis microptera, 1277 nucleotides. RefSeq lists its product as uncharacterized. The coding region runs from base 116 to 1135 and encodes 339 amino acids. NCBI's taxonomy places the organism in Eukaryota, Metazoa, Ctenophora, Tentaculata, Lobata, Bolinopsidae. The record is from RefSeq and is a predicted model, not a curated record. The transcript has a single exon.